Messenger RNA from Onthophagus taurus, 1471 nucleotides. The record is from RefSeq and is a predicted model, not a curated record. NCBI's taxonomy places the organism in Eukaryota, Metazoa, Arthropoda, Insecta, Coleoptera, Scarabaeidae.
GAAGUGUGUUGAAACUUUCUUUUUAAAGAGUCGUUUUGGCAUUGCGUUUCUUUAGAUGUGGAUGGUUGUUCUUCGUUCAAUUGUUGAGAUGCUAUUGCAUUAUCUUCAGGUGCCCAGUGAAGAAAAUCAAUGGCUAGAUAUAAUUAAUGGAUUUCAAACUAAGUGGAACUUCCCAAAUUGCAUUGGGACAGUAGAUGGCAAACAUAUAGUUAUAAGAGCGCCGCAUAAAACUGGGUCCGAUUAUUUCAAUUAUAAACAAUCGUUCAGCAUAAUUUUGCUUGCCUUAGUUGAUCAUAAUUAUUGUUUCACAUAUAUGGAUAUAGGAGCUAAAGGCAGGGCAUCAGAUGGGGGUGUGUGGCGAAACUGUAGCCUCAAUGAAGCUAUGGAGGCAAACAUACUGAAUAUACCUCCAAACGCAGUUAUUGUUGCUGAUGAUGCAUUUCCUUUAACAACAUCUCUACUCAAACCAUACAGUAAACGAAAAUUAUCCAGAGCUGAACGUAUUUUCAAUUAUAGGCUGUCCAGAGUAAGACGUAUUUCUGAAAAUGCAUUUGGUAUACUAGCAUCAAAAUUUAGAAUAUUUGAAAGGAAAUUGCCGUAGAUUUACAAAAAGUUGAUAAAAUUGUAAAAACCUGCUGCUCAAUACAUAACUGGCUUCGAAAAAUUGGUAACUGUUAUGCGCCAGCUAACCUAAUUGAUUCUGAAGACGAAAACUACAAAGUAAUUCCGGGAACUUGGCGGCAAAUAAGCAGUUCUGGUCUUAUAGACAUUACUGCGACACAUGAUAGACACCCGAACAGAUCAGCAUUGGUAAAAAGAGAUGAAUAUUGCAACUACUUCAACCAUGAGGGAGCAGUUCCUUGGCAAUGGCAAAUUGUUGAGGAGUAAAAAAAGUACCACAUUACAUUCUCAAAAUGUGUAAGGAAAUGAUAUACUGGCUAGAUUUAGUAAUAUAUACAUAUAUAUAUAUAUUUUUUUUUACUUAUAAAUUAAAAUAAACACUUACCAAGUUUGAUUGGGUUUCUCUUGCUUUUACGUGCGGCUUGAGAAAAGAAUCAAUUAUUUUGAACCAUCUCACUUUGGCAGUAUAAACUUCAUCAGAACAACACCCGGACUUCAUAUUCUGCCUAAUCUUUUUUAUUUCUUGCAAAUAGGAGCUACGUAAAUUUUUAAAUUUCAUUAUUACAUGGAUUUCUGUAAAACCAUCGAUUUCCAUUGCAUUUGCAAUACUUCUUGCUGCAGCUGCACGAGACUCUCGUUUUUUAUAGUCCUCCCUGGUCGGAUCCCACAAAACUGGCUCAUUUUGAUAUAGUUCCAGAAAUUUAUUGGUGUCUGCGCAUCGUUCAUUCUUAAAAUAUGAGCAGCCAUAAUUUAACAAUUUACUGUCCACCUGCUCUGCUCACGGCUGACCACACGAUACAAAAAUCAAACAGGUUUAAUAUUUUCACGAUCCGAAUUAUUUCCGUUCGUG